AUGCUGGCGACGAUGAAAAUUGCUGGCCAAUUACUCUUCUCUUCCCCUUUGGCUCCUCCUCAGCCGCAAUUCUCCUCCUCUCUUCCCUCUACCCCAUCAUCGCGUGUCCAUCAUCACAUGUCUUCACUUGCUGGUCGCCCGCUCUCUCUCUUCCUGUCGGUCGUUUUUGUCGCGCGGCUAUGUCAACUCUACGUGGCUAGUGCUCUUCCCGCUCUCCUGCUUGCCCGCUUCCUAACCGACUUGUCUCACAAACACCGCGAAACAGGCAGGCAAGAGACUACACCGGAUGAAGAGAGGAAAGGUUCCAUCAACAAAGCCACCACCUCCAUCAAAUGCGCUAGCAUCAACAACAGCAGCCCAGCUCAGCUCCGUCAGUCAAACUAA
Molecule: messenger RNA, 384 nt
Organism: Echinococcus granulosus
Lineage: Eukaryota; Metazoa; Platyhelminthes; Cestoda; Cyclophyllidea; Taeniidae
Exons: 3
Coding region: 1-384 (127 amino acids)
Source: RefSeq, a predicted model, not a curated record